Melanotaenia boesemani (Boeseman's rainbowfish) is the source of this 2071-nucleotide messenger RNA. It is a transcript of the gene hapln2, whose product is annotated as hyaluronan and proteoglycan link protein 2. Gene Ontology annotation, biological process: cell adhesion. The coding region runs from base 531 to 1610 and encodes 359 amino acids. Gene Ontology annotation, molecular function: hyaluronic acid binding. The transcript has 7 exons. The record is from RefSeq and is a predicted model, not a curated record. Lineage: Eukaryota; Metazoa; Chordata; Actinopteri; Atheriniformes; Melanotaeniidae.
CACUGCGUGGAGACCGGGAUGAUCCUCACAAUGUCGCCCUUGUGCCCGGGAGCCAUGGUGGCAGAGGAAACUAGAUCCAGCACAGCAUCCUCUUCCACUAACCUUGGAGUCAUGUAGGCAAAAACAAAGAUAACUGAAUGCACACUAUAGUGCUCUUUGGCAACAGCUUUCUGGGAAAGGUUAGAAAACACAGACAAGCUUGUUGUCUGCAGAGAUUUCUCAUCACUUAAAAACAAACAGGAAAAUGGAAACAAAGCCCGAGAUUGUCAGACAUUCAAAUGGUCAUUAACAUCUGGAGCAGAGAGGACAACAGCCCUGUUUACACACUGUUGACCACAGAGAGGACCAUAUGACCGGAGUGAGGAGAGUCAGGGGUGAAAUGGAGAGACAGAUGACAGUUGAACACUCAGAGUUUGGUCAGAGGAACUAAUAGUGAUAAAGUGGGCACAAGUAAAGCUGUGAUUUAUCCAGGAAUUUCCUGGCUGGACAUAGAGAGAAAACAUGGUGAUUAUGUCGGUCAGUGCUGGAGGAUGACUGGAGAACUGCAUCAUCUCACUUACACAGGAGCAGGAAAAAUGGCAUCCUUCAUAAUGAACUGCGCUGUGAUACUUUUCUUAACAUCAAGCCACUUCACGUGGGCCUUAGCUCUUUAUACUCACAACAGAGCAGUAUCUGCUCCCAAGAAGCUGCAGUAUCUUCUAGAGCCACCUGUGUAUGCAGAGGUUGCUGGCCGAAGGGGAGACAAUGUCACCUUGCCGUGUAUCCUCAGAAUCAAACCUAGACAUUACAAGAUUAAAUGGACAAAGCUGGAGCCUGAAUAUGUGGGGCAUGAGAACAUUAUUAUGAUAUCAAAUGCAAAAGAAUUCAAGCCAUAUGGUCAUCUUGGACAGAGGGCUUCUCUCCGGAAGGCUCACCCUUUGGACGCCUCCUUGCAACUCAGUCAUCUUGAGCUGGAAGAUGGCGGCACGUAUCGCUGUGAGCUGAUAAAUGGCAUAGAGGAUGAAAAUGUUGCCAUUAUUUUGAGAAUUGAAGGUGUGGUUUUUCCAUAUCAGAGUAAAAAUGGCCGCUACAGUUUAACGUUCGAUGAAGCCAAGGAGGCUUGUGUUGAGCAGGAUGCUACAAUAGCCACUUAUAACCAGCUCUACAGAGCCUGGACUGAAGGUCUGGACUGGUGUAAUGCAGGUUGGCUUCAUGAUGGAACUGUUCACUACCCGAUCAUUCAUCCCCGGCCAGUCUGUGGAGGAGGGCUGCUCCCAGGAAUUCGCAGUUAUGGUCCAAAAGAUAGGAAUCGUGAUCACUUUGAUGCUUUCUGCUUCACCUCCCAAACAUCUGGCUCUGUCUUCUACGUACCGGGGUCUUUCUCCUUCGAUCAGGCAGUCCACGCUUGCAAACAUCAGGGAUCUGAGAUGGCAUUGGUUGGGCAGCUUUAUGCUGCCUGGCGCUUCCAAAGCUACGACCAGUGUGACGGUGGAUGGCUGAAGGAUGGCAGUGUGCGGUUUCCCAUUAGCAACCCCAGGAAGAAAUGUGGAGGCAUCCCAGAGGCAGGGGUACGCUCACUUGGAUUCCCGAACAAGACGACACAUCUUUAUGGAGCCUAUUGCUAUAGGUAGCCUAAAUUACAAAAUUCAUUAGUGUGGAAAAAGAACAGAUCGUCUAAGCCACAAAAACCUGGAAAACCAAAAAUUCAUUCCUGUAUCAAGCAGUUUGGAGAAAUAUAUACUUCUAAAAUCUUCCGAAAAUAAAAAGAUAUCUCAAGUUUUAAGGCAUGGACACUUAAUGACAGCAAAAUUAUGGGGACUGAUCUUUCAUUAAUGGCAUUAUUUAAAUGACAACCUGUUGGGAUCAGGUGUUUAAUUUGCAGAUUGAAACAUGAUCCACACGCACAAUCAUCUUCCUCUUAACUUGGAAUAGCUUUCUGAUAGCAAACCAACCAGUGUGCCCAUUUAAUGUAACAGUGACCUGCUUGCAGUGACCUUAUUCAAAGCAGCUAAAACUUACAUUACAGCUGUACUAGUUUAUCUGUAAAUUAACGGCUUUGCUUUAAUCUACUCAAUAAAGAUGUUUCCACAUA